UCCGUUCAAGAGAAAGCAAUGACGUAAUGAAGUGAAAGACAGAUAUGAAACUACAAUUCCCAAGAUCCAUUUGCAAUUACCGUGGCCACUGGACGGGGGAAGGGAAGCUGAGAUUGGAGGGAGAAACAAUCAGAAACUAAGAUAUUGCGUGCAUUUGCACGCCCACCCUCUGGAGUUUGGCCACAAGAAUUUAUUUUUCCAUGACCCAUAUCUCUCGGGGCAUUUGCAUUUUUUCGCUUUGGACGUUUACUACUGAUUCAAGGGAAACUGAAGACACAUGGUAACGGUGCGUUGGGGCAAGUAAAUUAAUCAGCCACCGUACCGGCAUCUGGCGCAGGCUGGAUUUGUCCUAAGUGCCAAAGUAAUGAAGUGUCUUGGACAGGGAGAACCCAGCCCUGAGAAGCAAUGUCAUUAUGCAGCCUCUGCAUACCUCUGGUAGGGCCGAGGAGUGGGGCUGAUCUGUGGAGGAGAGGAAGGAGGCAGGUUUCCAGGAAACUUGUGCAUUGAUGAAUAAAUAUUUUCCCCAGUCAGCUCUUACAGACCGAUACCUGCGCAUUACUCUGCAAUCAAGGCUGAUAAAAGCAGAGCUCCAUCAAAAAACACCCCCAACACAGUGUUUUCAAAGGAUAUGACCAUUUGGUGGACAUAACAUGGAUUUCGGUGAAAAGCUUCAGAAACCUGGCUGCUGACUGUGGACAUUAAGAUGUAUGUAAGGGGAAUAUGAGAAAAGCAUAGAAGCAGUCCUGAAAAGUGUGCACUACAGAAACCAUGGUGGCCCCUGUUUUAGCUCCUCAAGCAGUCUCACUUCACGACUUUAGAAGCCAUUAGAGGCCAAAAACAGGAACGCCCUUAACAGCCAGCACGCUCGCAUGAAAUGGAAGAAGACAAUGAUGUCACAUCCCAUACUGAGGGUUUGAAUGGUUUGUCGCAUGAGCGUAAACCUCUAGAGGAGAUCACAAAUGGACAUUCCAACCAUAAGCCUAUCAUGAAUGGAGUGGUAGUGGGUCACAAUGGCAAAGAUCAGACCAAUGGCAGUGCACCUCUCAGAUCCCUGCCGAUUUCAGCGCUGAAGCAGAAUGGUCUUCUUCAGACUCUGGCAGCAGGAGGGGACCAGCCCAGGCCAGCAGAGGAAAAUCAAAAUGUGGAGUUGGAAAAGGCCAGGGAGGAGUGGGAGGCUCUGGAAAACAUCCAGCCAGCUCAGAGUGAGGACUCAAAUCCAACCCCACUCAUCUCUUUCAAUGAAGCCCUCCAGUACUUCCAGACCACAGACCUUGGGGACUUGCUGAAGAACAUCCAGCCAACCAUUCGCAGGACCGGUCUGGCUGCCAUCACACAUUUCCUCUUUGGACCUCCACGACUGCACAGGGAACUUCUGGAGGAAAGGGAUCUCGUCUUUGCCAUUGCACAGUGCCCUGUGGACAACAGCCAAGCAGUUCACAUGCGUGUGCUGCAGACCAUCUAUAAAAGGCUGAUUGGCAGUAGGCUGGACUGUCCUCGCUAUGGUGCACACUGGGAAAACAUUGGCUUUCAGGGUACAGAUCCAGCCACUGACCUGCGUGGCACUGGUUUCCUUGGACUGAUGCAUACUCUGUACUUUGUAAUGGACCCAGAGACUCUGCCCCUGGCUAGAGAUAUCUACAAGUUAUCACAGCACCAUACACAGAACUUUCCAUUCAGUGUGAUGUCAAUCAACAUGACCCGCAUUGCUCUGCAAGUGCUUAGGGAGGAGGCGCUCUCCAAGGAGUGCAAUCGUCGUCAGCAGGUGGUGGGUGUGCUCAACGAAUUUUAUGUUGCCACAUACCUGCACCUGUUCCAACUGUGGAAGACCCAACAGAAGACCAUUGCUGACUCUGGCUUUGUACUUAAAGAAGUGGAGCUGUUUGCCAAAAAGAACCCAAAGCAGAUGCUGCGCCGACUAGAGGUCUUCCUGAAAGAGAGGCGGGCAGGUGGAAUCCCCCGUGGGACAUCGCCAGACCCUCAGGCCCAGCAGCCCUCGCCCAGCUUGGGGGACAGAGGGGCCAGAGCCAGCAUGGGACAGGGAAGCAAGGCAAAGGAGAUGCACUUCACAGGAGUGUGUGAUAUCCUGCCAGACAUGGAGGGAGAGGCCAGGCUCAUCUAAGCUAGACUUUGUGUGCAAGUGUGUGUGUGCGCGUGUGUUUGUGUGCGAGGGUAUGUAAGAGCUUUCCUGUCUGUGAGCGUAUCUAUUACUGUAAGAGCGAAUGGCUUUCUCAGAGCUAGAAGAACAGGCCACAAGUCCUUGAUCUGGGGCCCGCUACAUGAACCUAUUCAAACUCUACUCCCUCCGCUGGGGUGCUGCACUUUGAUCAGAUUAAGCUUGGAUAUAUUUCAGUUAUAUUAGAUUUCUCUUCCAAUGUUUUUUUUUUUUUAAAAACAGACACAUGAAAUGGUUUGAAGAUGUCAAAAAAACGAAAAGGCAGUGAAUAUUUGCACUUUUCUGUGUAGAUAGUAGCCAAAUCAAUAGCUGCCAAAUUCUCGUUGUCAAACUCUGCCUGUCUAGAAGUCCAGCUUGUUCACAUUUGUGCUCACUGGAUCUCUGUCACAAUAUGUCAGCAUUGCAGAGAGUUAAAUAUGAAAAAGAGCUGUUUUCUUUUUUUUUUCUUCUUUUUCUUAAGCACUUGCUCCAAGAUGAUGCUCUGUCCCCAACAAUGCCUCGGAAGAGCAUCAUUAUAUAAGAUAUUGUUGAGUAACUUUCUGGCUAUUGGAGCGAUAGUAAAUAAGAGUUUUUACUCGGUGUGGUGAAAAUCCAGACAGGCUUUACAGAUUGAUUCUGGCAGGAAGUAGAGGUAGAUGUAAACCUCAGAAAUAUGCAAUAGGUUUUGGAUGCAGCUUGCUGCUCUAUAGAGAGUAAACGAGGGAUGGAUAACCCCCACAGCUGGAUGUUUAGUCCAGGUGUGUGGAGAAAAAAGACAGAACAACAGGUCUGUAUUCAUGGGUCAGAUAGUUAAGGUCCAGAAAUCCCAAAAUUGUGGAGAAAGACCUGUUAAAUUUUUUUUAAUGUGUAAAAGAAACUUUUUUUUUUUGUUGUCAGACUGUUGGCUUGGUGACUGGGAAGGAUUUUUAACAUUCUUUAAUUCCGUUGUAAGUAUCCAGGUUCUCAGCUUGUUGCAACUAAAGCAAAGGAGAUGUUUCAUAAUAGAAAAAGUGUGCUUUGGUUGGGUCCAGCUGAAGCCAAAGGUCUGCUAUGAGCUUUCUCAACAUUCCGUUAUAAAGCAUGUGAUUGUAAUUAUUUCUUCGUCUUUUUCUUUUCUUUAACCGUUAAACAUUUUUGUGUGUGUGUGCGUGUGUGUUGGCUUGUAGGUGUGUGUUUGUUUAUGGGAAACGAGUGAGCUGAUUCUAAUGAAGGAUGAAGGGUGCCUCUCCUCGGAGAUGUGUGGUACAGUAUGCAAUUCUAGCUCUUUCUCUAUGAUAAUCAAAACACUAGUGCUGUGUGAUGAUAGAAGUCGUUCUUAACUUCAGGGUUUGUGCACUCGUGCAAGCGAAUGUGUUGUAUGUCUGUGAGUCAUAUGACAGGAACCGACCACAGAUGGGAUGCUUUCCGCCUGCACCUCGUAAGCCAGCUUUCCUAAGUAGUUGAUCCACCGAGCUGCAGAGAUGGUACUUUAAUCCGGAAAUGGUACAAGAAAAAUAUUUAUGGUAAAAAGGAAAGCUUUGUGUAUUUUCAUUUUUGUCUUUAAUAAGGUGGAGGCAGCGGCUCUGCAGACUGAAACGGACCAAAACUCCUUAGCAAAGCUGGAUUGUUUCCCUGUGCUCACGUGAAAGCGUCUCCCAUCGUUGUCGCCUCAAUCUGUAGCAUGUUCAGGUAGCACUAGUACUGUAGCAUCCUAUAGCCGCUUCCUCCUCGUAAAGCUUGUUGAUGUCACGUCUCGGUUACAGUAUGUAGUGUUGAUGAGUGUGCAAACCGUUACUACUAUAGCACAUGCAUUUCAUCGUUUUCUUAGGCCUCGUUGAGUACACACCUGUGUUUAGGUGGCACAGCGUGUGUGUGGAAAAGAACAGCUUGAGCCGGUAUUGAGCUCCGACUUGUCCUCUAAGGCGUGAUGAUAGAUUUGGUGCCUGCAUCCAGUGGAACCAUGUGGGGGUAGAGCGCUGGUUUAUUCUCUUCCUGUUUUUCUCUUUCAUUUGAGCCAUCGUGCCACGGUAGCCUCCCUGCAUCCAUGUACCGCAGCAUGCAGAGAUAACACUACCCACAAAACAUGCCGGCCUGCAGGAGCUGUUCAGCACACUGGCAUGGAGGGCAUGGGUCACUUGUUCUCCACAAACAUAGCUUCAAGAAUGAGCUGACUUGGUCAUACCAAUUUUGCCAGAGUUUUUCUUUCUUUUUUUUGUUUCUUUUUUUGUUUUGAUCGAUCAGGACAAUUUGCACUGUUGUAGAUAUUUGAAGUAUGUGUGACGUAUGCUAGAGGAAACAGGCCAUCUUCAAUAGCCAUAUUUUAAUCGUCAUUAAAUCAUAAAACAGGCUUUGUGAAGUCAGAUCUCCCUCGCUUAAGAAUUAUUGCACCAUUGAUAUAAUCUCAUAUUUAGUUUUACUACAUUUUAAACUGAGAAGCAGUACAGUGUAUGUAAAUCAGGAAGUUUGUAUAUAGAGAAAUAAUGAUUGUAAUUGUAUGAUUGUCUGUAGGGCAUUAUACUGAAAUACAUUGCUUACCUCAAGACUUGAGACAAAUCUCUUUUCUCUCUCUCUCUCUCUCUCUAUCUCUCUCUCUCUCCUGAUGUUUGUUUGGCCUCUGAGUCAGACUCUUUACUUUUCUUCAUACCUAGGCCUUCUCUCACAACAAUUUGACACGUGUCCAUGAUGGUUAUUCACCCAAGCUUGACAUAUAGCAGACUAACAAAGAAGCUGCUCAAUGUUAUGUGUAGUUUACUUACUGACACUUUAUAGGUCCCCUCACUCCUUUGGAAAACGACUUUAAUUGGCUGAUGUUUACCAUGUGGAAAAAAAAGCUGGUUUUCUUGUGGCUUCAGUGAUAGUACAGUAUACCCUUGCUGUGAUUAAGUGUUUGAUGUCUGGAAAACACAGAGAGCCAGUCCUGUCCUGACAACGGCAGUCGCAAACAGUUUAACGUAUGAUUGUAAAGAAAUAGGCUUGACUAGCAGUCAUGAUGCUGUUUAUGCUCUCACCUUGAUAUAUAUAUUCAGUAUCCAAAAAAGGCCUGAUUUAUUCUCACGUUACCAAAAGUUUUGUUUGAUAGAUUAUAUUGUUUAUGCUUUUACCAUCUUUUGAGGUUCUUCAGUUGAGAAACCAGAACCAAGAAAGAAAGGAGAAAAAAAAAGUAAGAUAAACGGGUUCUUGUGGGAUGUCAGAUGCUCUGAGAGCGGUGGCCUGAACCUCUGCUUCUUACAGCAGCUCGGCAAAUACAAUCACUUCUCUCAAUAUCCUGCGCUUUAAAUAAAGGUGUUUUACUGUCGCCGUUGUCACGUCCCUCAGAGCAUUUUAUGACUGUACCUUGAUUGUAGAAGCCCUAUUUUAUACAGAGUUAUUUCAGAAUACAGUAUGUGCUGUUAUACAUUAAAUGUAUUGUAUGGAGAAAGCUAAAUAAAUGCUGUUUAAAAGCUGUAUGUCUCCCUGUUAAUUCGGUGAUCUCCAUGCUUUGUAUUAAAUCUUGUGCUGCAUCUCGUACAUAAAUGUAAACGUAAAAUAUACAUUUCUCUAUUCGAUGCACCAAUAGCUUUCUGCCAGCAGUGUUUUCCUCUCAUGUCUGCAUCAGCUGAGCCAUCUAUCUAAAGCUGGAGGAUAUUUUUCAAGAGAGUAAAAGUGUAAAGAUAAAAACAGCUUUUAUAUUUUGACAAUCCUCUGCUUUCUUUUACAUUAAUGCUCUAAAA
Molecule: messenger RNA, 5841 nt
Organism: Menidia menidia (Atlantic silverside)
Lineage: Eukaryota; Metazoa; Chordata; Actinopteri; Atheriniformes; Atherinopsidae
Source: the annotation of a GenBank genome assembly